This is a messenger RNA of Liolophura sinensis, 1220 nucleotides long. RefSeq names its product leukocyte receptor cluster member 1 homolog. The transcript is spliced from 7 exons. The coding region runs from base 130 to 1122 and encodes 330 amino acids. The record is from RefSeq and is a predicted model, not a curated record. Lineage: Eukaryota; Metazoa; Mollusca; Polyplacophora; Chitonida; Chitonidae.
UACUCGUGGAAGUGAUAUUUAGAAUAAUCAGUUUAUUAAGGUGUUUUCCAGUUUAACGACUUUUAAUGUAUUCAGAUUGCUGUGGGAUUUGACGGCUAUAUUCAGUUCCACAGGUGACGGACAAUCGCAAUGAAUAUUUUACCACAAAAAAGUUGGCAUGUGCGUACAAAGAAGAACAUAGAAAGAGUGAGGAGAGACGAGGAAAAGGCGGCAGAGGAAGAGAAGGAGAGACAGCGACGAAUAGCUUUAGCUGAGCAGGAAGCAAGGACUGAACUGUUGAGGCAGAGGGCCAAAAAUCGACUGAAAAGUGAAGAGGAGCCAAGGUACGAUGAGGGGGAGGGGCCCAGUGACAGGAAGGCGGAGUUUAUCACAGCAGAGGUCAAUCAGCAGGCGCUUCAUCACAUCAACUUCUUCAGUGACAUUGAAGAAGGCAAAAAACUGUCAGGGAAAAAUGCUGAGCAUGAAGCUGAGAAGAAAGAAGAGCAGGAGAAACUUGAAAUGAAAAUUGGAUUGUUGACCUACCUUGGUCAAGGAUCUGCUGAAUCACAAACUGAAAAGCCAUGGUAUCUGAAGAAGGGCAGAAGAAAGCUUGAAGAAGAUGAAGAGGACAUAGCUAAGAGCUUAAAGCUGAAAAGAAAGAUGAAUGAUUUGGAUCCCAUGAAGGAAAUGCUGGAGUAUGUCAAGAAGAAGAAAAAGUCUUCUCAUCACUCAGAUAAGCACAAGAAACAUAAGCACAAGCAUCACCAUAAAGAUUCCAAAGUUGAGAAGAAGAGUGAGAAAAUCCUGCAGACAGGAACCUCACAUUCUACGAAGUCACUUGAGCAACUGCGAGCAGAACGUCUGAGGAGAGAAGCAGAUGAAAGGCAGAGGUCUAAUGACUUGAUGAGGCGCCUGAGGGGGGAACCCCCUCCGCAAAACCCCAGUGAGCAGGAGGCUCCAGCGAAGGGGCAGCGCUACAACUCGCAAUACAACCCGGAUUUUGUACGGCAGCCCAUACAGAAGCGUGAUAAACGAGGGACUGAGAUGCAUUCAUCGUAUAAUAAGUCCAGAACAAAUGACCGACAUUACCAUGAUGCAUCAUACUCGAGACAUGCCACUUCUUCAGGCUCAUCCAGGCACUGAAGCAAAUAUUAUUACUGUUAACUGUUCGUAACAAAAUUCACGUUUUUUUUUUUUUAUGGUGUGUGGUUAAAAGGACUUUCAGAAUGGCUGCCAUGAUG